AGAGUUCAAAUUCUAUCAUCAGGAAGCUUCAGCUCAGACUUUCUUGUGACUCAAACGGAAGAAGAAUGCAACUAAUUUUGAUGCACUUUGACAUCGGACAGGAAAGAUUUGCGCUCGAGAAACGGCAACAAAGAGAGGAGCACUGGACUCGAAUGACGUGUUUAUAAUUGACAGUGGACUCAAAAUUUACCAGUGGAAUGGUAUGUUUAACAAAGAUAGAAAGAAGGCUGAAAAAGCUACUGAAUACGCCAAAGAGCUUCAGACUGAGCGUGGAACAUCAGGAUUCACUGUGGUCAUUGUCGACGAAAGCGAGAAGACAAAGAACCAUGCUCUGUACGAUCUUUUCCCAUAUCAGGCUAAAAAGCGGAAACCAUCCAGACAAGAGUCUAUUGCUCUAACUGUUGGACAACUUCAGAAGAAAAAAAUGAUGUUUACUGUCAAUUUGACUCCUCGACUGGAAUUCAAGAAAGUUGCAGAAGGAGCAGAUCUCUGCAGUCGAAGGAUGAAUUCUGAAGAAGUGACCCUUGUCGAUGUACGUUUCGGAAAGAUGGAUGCCGAAGACCAUUUGUUUGUACGAGUUGGAGAAGACUGGGUAGGAGACAAGAACAGUGGCUUGAUUUAUGCUCAUCUCUACCUUCAGCAAUGCCCAGAGGUGGAUCAGCAUCCUACUAUUGCAGUCACUGUGGUUAAGGAAGGACAACUGUCUACUCAACUGAAUGGCGCAAUAAGCUCAUGAAUCAAAUCGUCGUGUCAAAGCAAGCCCUUAAAAAGAUUCUUCACCAGAUUAGUUUAGAUUCCAAAUAAAUAAAUAUUUCGUUUCGUCCGCUUAUGCACUGCAAUUCUAAGAGCUCCUUAACUUUUAAUAAUUUAGUAAAGAGCAAGCUGCUCAUGUUGUUAAAGCAAUGUAGGUUCAAAUACAAAUAAAAAAUGUUGUCUAAAAGUUGCGAAUAAUAAAAGCAUUCAACCUCAA
Stylophora pistillata is the source of this 970-nucleotide messenger RNA. RefSeq names its product gelsolin-like protein 2. Lineage: Eukaryota; Metazoa; Cnidaria; Anthozoa; Scleractinia; Pocilloporidae. The record is from RefSeq and is a predicted model, not a curated record. Gene Ontology annotation, molecular function: actin filament binding. Gene Ontology annotation, biological process: actin polymerization or depolymerization. Gene Ontology annotation, cellular component: actin cytoskeleton; cytoplasm.